Molecule: messenger RNA, 1469 nt
Organism: Sebastes umbrosus (honeycomb rockfish)
Lineage: Eukaryota; Metazoa; Chordata; Actinopteri; Perciformes; Sebastidae
Product: H-2 class I histocompatibility antigen, Q9 alpha chain-like
Exons: 8
Coding region: 90-1160 (356 amino acids)
Biological process (GO): immune response
Cellular component (GO): external side of plasma membrane
Source: RefSeq, a predicted model, not a curated record
CAUGUUGGAAGGAACCAGAAGAAGACGGAGAAGGAGAGGAGUAACAUCGUGGUGAAUUUCUCUUCUCGGUGUUUCUUUAUGUGAAUAAAAUGAGGAAAGUUAUUUUACUGCUGUGCCUCUGCCACGCUGCAUCCGCAAUGACUCACUCUCUGAAGUAUUUCUUCACUGCGUCUACUGGAGUCCAAAACUUCCCAGAGUUUGUGUCUGUUGGGUUGGUUGAUGAAUUUGAGAUUAGUCACUAUGACAGUAACACCAGGAGAGAAGAACCCAAACAGGACUGGAUGAGCAACGUCACAGAAGAGAAUCCUCAGUACUGGGAGAGGGAGACUGAGUUCUGUAAGGGUAAACAGCAGGCCUUCAAAGUCAACCUUGAAGUUGCAAAGAAGCGCUUCAACCAAACUGGAGAUGUCCACAUUGUCCAGAGGAUGUACGGCUGUGAAUGGGACGAUGUGACUGAGGAGGUUAAAGGUUAUUUUCAGGAUGGUUAUGAUGGAGAAGACUUCAUAUCAUUGGACCUGGAGACAGAGACAUGGGUCGCUCCAAAACUACAGGCUGUCAUCACCAAACACAAGUGGGAUAAUGAGAAAGCUGAGAUAGCACGGCUAAAACACUACCUCACCCAGAUUUGUCCUGAGUGGGUGAAGAAGUAUGUGAACUAUGGGAGGAGCGUUCUGCUGAGAACAGAGCUUCCCUCAGUGUCUCUCCUCCAGAAGACUCCCUCCUCUCCAGUCAGCUGCCACGCUACAGGUUUCUACCCUGACAGAGCCACACUGUUCUGGAGGAAAGAUGGAGAGGACCUUCAUGAGGACGUGGACCACGGAGAGAUCCUCCCCAACCACGAUGGAACCUUCCAGAUGAGUGCUGACCUGAAACUUUCAUCAGUCCCACCUGAAGACUGGAGGAGGUACGACUGUGUGUUUCAGCUCUCUGGUGUGAAGGACGACCUCGUCACCAGACUGGACAAAGCAGUGAUCAGGACCAACAGAGAGAAGCCCACUGACAUGACCGUCCCCAUCAUCGCUGCAGUGGUUGUUCUUGCUCUCGUCCUCAUCGCUGGGAUGAUUUUUGGAGCCGUCAUUUAUAAAAAGAAGAACGCCAAACGCCCUCCAUCUCCUGUAAACAACGCUGAGGUCUUGGAGGAACUGAAUCCAGGAUCCUAAACGAUGAACACACCAGCCUGCACACAGUUUAUGGAUACAUUCUGCACUGGAUCAAGGAGCGAUGCCACAUUCUCGCCGGAGUCCACGACACUCUGACAUCAUCCAGGUUGCAGCGACGUGGGUUUUCUCAGUCUGACAAUGCUGCAGGUAGACGGAGCUGCCGAAGCAUCCGUCCACCAGAGGACAGAUUCACAUGAAGACGCCGGUGGAGGGGACAACUGAGGAGCAGCAGACGUCCGAGUGUUGGCGAUGUGAACGUUCCCGUUACAGCAGCCGGCGAAGAAGACAGAGUCGCUCACAAAGUGUAAA